AUGACACUUCGCAAAUCUGGUAAAGGUAUUCCUUUAGAAGAAGAAGAUGCAUCGAGAUUAAAAUUCAACGAAGGACUCGAUUCAAUUUCUGAGACUCAAUUCGCUUUGAGCAUUUCUGAAACAAAUGCUCUACUUAAAAAUGUUAGGAAUAGAUCAAAUCCUCCAAAGUCAACCGUUUUUAGUAAAACUUUGGAGUAUGUAGAUCAAUUCACCAAAAUGCGAGACGAAGGACAAUUAAAUGAUGCUCGAAGGACAUUGAGUAAAUAUAAUCUUCAUCAAUUUGAAUUGCCAUUACUUUUAAAUUUGUUACCAGCAAACGCAGACGAGGCAAAGACCUUUAUACCGAG
Racocetra persica is the source of this 347-nucleotide messenger RNA. NCBI's taxonomy places the organism in Eukaryota, Fungi, Glomeromycota, Glomeromycetes, Diversisporales, Gigasporaceae. The record is from the annotation of a GenBank genome assembly.